Molecule: messenger RNA, 2539 nt
Organism: Pomacea canaliculata
Lineage: Eukaryota; Metazoa; Mollusca; Gastropoda; Architaenioglossa; Ampullariidae
Product: serine/threonine-protein kinase TBK1-like
Exons: 8
Coding region: 1507-2322 (271 amino acids)
Biological process (GO): peptidyl-serine phosphorylation
Cellular component (GO): cytoplasm
Molecular function (GO): protein serine/threonine kinase activity; ATP binding
Source: RefSeq, a predicted model, not a curated record
GAACGUUUGGUUUUGGUUCAGAGAUUUUCGCUGGUUGUGUGUGUGAACAAAUCGUUCACUGUGAUUCUAGCGGACUGUUUCCGAGUAAGAGCACAGUGUGAAGGUAACAAUAACCAAGAGAGGUGUCAGGUCAUAGUGUGCACUAAACGAAGCUCUUCCGUCGACCAGAAAAGAGGUCGUUUCCUGUCUCUUGGUGUUAGCUCGAGACUGAGUAGGCUACACUGCAAGUACACUGAAGGGGCAGGGGGAGGGGUUGUCAGGUAACGAGUGACACAACAUGUCACGUACAUUGUGCACUUAAAUGACGAGGUGAGGGCGUACUUGGCACAAUCUGACACGUAGUAAAGUUGGAGCACAAGUGCAGAAAUGUGUGUGUGGUUUAGUCAGGCAGUCGCUGUCCAUUUACUGGGUUUCCAUUCUUUAGGUGAACAUUUCGAAUUGAGCGAUGCCAUGCACACUCUUCUGAAUGUGUGAUGAAUUAUUCUGAUCAUUAUAUAUUUUUACUUAUUAGAGCUGGACAACAGGGCAUCGAUGUAAAAUUGUGGUAAUAACAUAAUUUCUUUUUUGUAUGUGCAGAAAACGUUUUCUUAAAAAAAAAGUAUUUCAACAGUGCCUGGUUAGUUGAGUUCAAAGUUCGCAGUAAAGACCGUUUUCUCUCUCCCCCACCCCCCAAAACCCCCUACAUAGCGGCUUAGGCUUUUUUUUUUUAAAAUCAUUAAAAUAGGAGAGUGAACGAGGGCGUCUGUAUACCAGUAAACUUUUAGCCUAGAGCGGUCUCCCAGAGAACGUCUCCACUCCUGGCGGUAAACACCAUCAAGGAAGAUUGUAUUAGCGAAUGAGUAUCAGUUUCCAAGAAUCAGUUUCGCAUUUGCAAGCAAAUUAAACAAGGAAAUGAAACGAAUAUUAACAAGGGAAAAACAGCGCUCUAUACAGAUAAUUCUUCCUCUACUUUACAUUUUACCUCUAAAAUAAAAAUAAAUGAAAAAAAAUUCGUGUCACCAUACACCUCCAGGAUCAUGACCAGCAUCCGGCCAGAACAUUGAAUUUCAGAGCUCGUUGAUUUGAGUACAAUAGGCUGCAGCUUUUCUUUUACUAUCCAUUGCUUCUUAUCAUUAACAUAUUCAGGUUUCCCUGAUGUUUAUAUUUGUGAAUGAAGUUCCUGGUAGGUGACGUGUUGACAACAAUAGAACGAAAAUACCGAAUUAGUAGAGAAACAUGAUGCCCUUGUGACUUUUUCUCCUCCCCUUUAAUCGACAGCAAAAGACACAAAAGAGGAGGGUGGAAAAAAAUUAAGAAAGAGAGAGAUGCUAACUUUCAUUUCUAGAAAAGAGCAAAGCAUAGAAGGUCAAAAAAAAAAAAAAAAAAGUUUUCGGUAGGUAUACUGCACCACUCUCCAGGUUAACAAUAGGAUUAACAUUAGUCUUACAGUUUUGCCACAAAGAGCUUAGGUGAAAAGUUUCAUUCAAUGGGUGAGAAAAGGCGAUAAGACAAGCGAGAGGAAAAUAGAUGAUAGUUGCGCAGAGAAGCUCAAGCAUACCCCUGAUGAUCGCCGCACUUCAAGGACAGGUCUCGCCACACUCCGCCCCAGCGUCUCCUCGAUGCCCUCUCGGUCGCGCGCCUUCUGUCGGGUACGUCGAUGGCCAGCAUCCCCGCUACACCCACUACGUCAUGUCAGCCACGCCCUACGCUCCCACUACGCGCCAGCAGACGACACCACCGCGGCGUCGGACCACCGGCACCCACUACUUCCUGGAGGAGGACAGGCUGGGACUAGGAGGGUCGUGCGAUGUGUACUGUGGGGUAGAAAAGGAUUCUGGGAAGCGACAUGCCCUGAAGGUCCUGAGAAGGGAUAGGCUGGCGUCUAAGGACGAGCUGCUGGGGGAGGCCCGGACCCUGCGCCAGCUGUCUUGCUCCAAGAUCGUCAAGCUCAUCGCCCUGGAGGUAGAGGAGUCAUCGGGGUUGCCGGUGGUGGUGAUGGAGUACUGUAAUGGCGGAAGUCUGCUGACGCACCUGCAACAGCCAGAAAAUGCCAGGGGAAUCGAUGACAGGGAGUUCCUCCUGCUUUUCUCAGACAUGGUGGAGGCCAUCAGUUACCUUCGCUCUAAAGGUUUCGUACAUCGCGACAUCAAACCGGGCAACAUCCUACGUCACGUGGUACCCAGUGGAAAGGUUGAAUACAAACUGUCGGAUUUCGGGACCAGCCGCACCGCAGCAGAAAACGAAGAAACACAUUCGAUUGUUGGAACUGAGGAGUACCUGCAUCCUGUACUCUACAAACACGCCUUUUUCGGGGAGGUCAAUCUCCUGACCCCAGUGGAAUAAAUUCCUUGUCAGGAGACUACUGGAGUCUGGGGUGCACGCUGUACCACGCCAUCACGGCGUCUGUGCCGUUUAAGCCCAUUGGUGGAGCAAGAGCCAAUAGAAAGGCGAUGCUGGUCAUGAUAUGCCAGAAGCCUGCGGGAGCCAUCUCUGGGCAGCAGACGAUGGACGGGGACUUCAGGUGGAGCAAACAGCUGCCCGGAGACUGCUGCCUCUCCGA